This is a messenger RNA of Aspergillus wentii DTO 134E9, 2119 nucleotides long. RefSeq lists its product as uncharacterized. The transcript has 2 exons. Bases 284 to 2023 code for a protein of 579 amino acids. The record is from RefSeq and is a predicted model, not a curated record. NCBI's taxonomy places the organism in Eukaryota, Fungi, Ascomycota, Eurotiomycetes, Eurotiales, Aspergillaceae.
ACCGGUCAGCUCACUAACAUAGGCCUAGCUCUGUGAUUUAGGGAUCGUUUCGUCUCCUGUUGCCAAUAUCUUUGCAUAAUCAAACAAUCCCUGUGGUAUUGGUUAAUCUUCGGUGCUUCAUCCUUGUUCUAAACGCUCUAAUACUUUAAUCCACCGAAAAAAAGACACUUGUGGUUGACCACAUCCCACUCGUUCGUCGGAACUCGACACAGCCUUUUGUUGCCUAGAAUAUAUCGACUCAUUGCUAUUGCACAUAUUUUAUUCUCAAGCUCCUUGCACGACCAUGAGUAUGGACGCUGGCGGUCUUGCUCAAAUGACCUACAACUCUUCUUUCAAUAAUGGCACCUCCCUUGGUGUUCCUGGUUCCAGCUUCGCUUCUCGGGGAAAGGGCUCUCACAUCAAGCGUUUGAGUGUACCUCCCCCUCAUAUUUCUACCAUCGAUGAAUCUCAGCCGUCUGCACCAGUGCCGACUCCGCGCACUAGCCGUUCACACCUCCUGGCCGGGCUGAGGACGGCCCCCAAAUCCGCUACGAUCCCUUCCGCUGCCCACCGUCAGCAGCACCUCGGGUUGGACACUGGCCGUUAUGCAAACCUGCCCGACCGAGCCUCUGACCGCGUUCCGCAAACUGCCACGGGAGCUGGAUUUCCCCGGCACUCGUAUGCCACGCAGCAGAAUAUUGAUAUGAACACUGGUCGUCCCAUGUACACUCUGCCGGAGCAGGUGCUUGCGCCUCCGGACUUUGGCAGCGAUAUGGAUGACAGUAUGUACGCGGAACUGAUGUCGACCAAUUUGUUCCUGGCUGCGCAGCAGCAGCGCCUGCAACAACAAUUGAUCAGCGUUACUGCAGCAGCCCAGCAGUUCCAGGGUCUUACUCUUGGAAUGGGCAUGGGCCAGCAGCAAAACAUGCAGAACAUGCAGAACAUGCCAUCGCUCUCAAACCUUGGUUUGGGAUUCUACCAACAGCAGCUCCAGCAGGGUGUGCAGCCAAUCGUCCAGCCGGUUCCUGGUCAACCUGGGCUCUUUUCCGUGUACAACCCUUUGACCGGCCAGCACAGCUUUAUUUAUGGGGACAGCCCUGAGCAAGAGAGCGUCCAGACGCCGUACCAGGAGGAGGACCACGCCCCAUUCUCGCAGGUCCCGAUUUUCCGCGCUGAGGUCUCCCCCCCUCCGGAAUCGACUCAGUCUCCCUUGGAUCUGCCGACGCCGGUGUCUCCCCCCAAGAGCAGCCCUUCGCCGCCUCAGGAUGUCACUCCUCUCCCGCCGCCUUCCGCCAAUGCAUUCCGCAGAGGCCACAAGAAGAGCUCGUCGAUCAACCCCGUGCCCAAGACACAGAUCGACACGGCUAAAGCCAACAGUUCUGUAAUUAACGCUGCCCCCAAGACUUCUGCAUUGGCCCAGACACCCGCCACUGGCACCUUUGGCCCUGGUCAGAACCGCGCUGGCGAGCACCCGAUCCGUCAGCCCCGUGGACCACCAUCGUUGGAAGAGCUGGUCGCUAAGCCCACUUCGAAGUACGAGGGAAGCAAGAACUUUGCAACCCGCCAGCGCCGCCGUGCGGUUCACAAUCUCGUGCGUGCUGGAAUUGAGCGACGCGGAGAAACCCGAAGCUUCGGAUACAGCAGCGGAGGCACCAACACCCCGGCUAGCGAGAAGGAAUUCACCUUUUCCGACGGUGAUGAUGCUACGGUGCGCAGCGGUAGCCUGUCCAGCAAACCCAGUCUGGGAAGCUUGCGUGCCGUGGCCAACGGUGCGAUUGGCUCCGAGAGGAAGGAGAAGUCUUCUCGGGAGCGCAAGUCGCAGGACAGCCCCUACAACGCUGCCACACCGACCAGUGAAGAUGGAGCAUUCUUUGCCACCAAGUUUGCGGACAUUCGGGCAGAACAGGUUUCUUCUCCUACAGGAUCGCCCUCGGUUGCUGCUGUCGUUGCAGGCCAGAAGACGGUAGCUCAGGGUCCGGAAAGGCGCAAAACUCCAAUGCUUGUGCUAUCCAGCGCUGAAAAGCGUAAGACCCCGAUCAUGUAAUGCAACCAUCAUAAUGUGACUGAGACGUAACGGACUCGAUGAUUUUGCUUUGACCCGCAACUUGAGCCAAUCUUUUUUGUUGCCCGUGAAUUGACA